This is a messenger RNA of Paramecium tetraurelia, 1071 nucleotides long. RefSeq lists its product as uncharacterized. Gene Ontology annotation, molecular function: protein binding. The transcript has 8 exons. The record is from RefSeq and is a predicted model, not a curated record. NCBI's taxonomy places the organism in Eukaryota, Ciliophora, Oligohymenophorea, Peniculida, Parameciidae.
AUGGACCCAAAAUAAAGAAAAGAUCGUUCAACAUCAAGGGAUAAAAAGAAAACAAAUAAAAAAUAAACACAGUAUAGUUAUGGAUAACUAAAAUUUGGUGAAGUACAAAGUAAGUCAAAAAAAAUAUCAUUAAAAACAUUCUUUGGAAACCCUGAAUUUGAAAUCUUUUGUUUGAGAUUUGAUUUCGAGGAUCAACUCAUAGCAGCUGGUUGUUCGGAUGGAACAGUUAAAGUUUUUAACAUCGUGUCUGGGAAACUGGCAUUUAAUUUAUAAGGAUCAUCAGAAGGAGGCUAGUCCUACAACUGCAAUUAGCGUGGAGAAGAGAUUGUGUUUUUAUCAGCGAAUUCUGAUGGCUCCCUUAUGAUGUGGCAAGCACAAACAGGAAAGCAAUUAUUUAGGACAGUAGAAUAGGGCAACCAAUUAUUGGCCUUAGAUAUAAGAUCAGACGGAGAUCAAUUUGCUACUGCAGGCAAAGAUUUUAAAAUACGUGUUUACGACGAUGAAAAGAAGGAAGUAAUCCACACUUUUGAUAAGGCUGAUUACAAUCAACCAGGCCAUUAGAACAGAAUCUUUGCACUUAAGUAUUUGGAAGAAACACCCAAUAUUCUACUCUCUGGUGGAUGGGAUGGCAAUCUCCUGAUCUGGGAUCUUAGAGAUCACAAAUCUGUAGGAACUAUCUACGGUCCUAAUCUUUCUGGAGAUAGUUUAGAUUUUAGAAAUGGUUAAAUACUGACUGGCUCUUAUAGAACAAACAAUUAGGUAUAAUUAUGGGACUUUGGCACCAGAUCACUGAUUUAGGAGAUAUAGUGGGAUAAAAAUAAUAACAACAGUGAUUUUUAUGUCUAUUCGUGUUAAUUCAGUAAAAUCAAUGGAGACACUAUAUUGGCUGGCAGCAGUGGCAAAUAGGAACUGAAAUUGUUUGAUAUUAAUAACUAAUAUUAAACUUGUGGUUACAUACAAGAUUUGUAGGAAGGUGUUUAUUGUGUUGACUAUGGAAAUAAAAGUAAUAAAUUUGCAUUCGGUGGUGGAGAAGGUGUAGUCUACAUAUGUUCAUUGACUAAUUCAAAGUGA